Phalacrocorax carbo (great cormorant) is the source of this 1017-nucleotide messenger RNA. Lineage: Eukaryota; Metazoa; Chordata; Aves; Suliformes; Phalacrocoracidae. The record is from RefSeq and is a predicted model, not a curated record.
UCCGGGGCGGUGGUUCCGGUUCCGGGGCGGUGGUUCCGGCGCCGGUCCCGGGGGCGCGCGGCGGGCCCGGCGCGGCGGCAUGGCGCGGAGCACCCUGUCCUCCCGCUUCCGCCGCCUCGACAUCGACCAGUACGACGAGAACCGCUUCGUGGAGGAGCCCGAGGAGGCGGCGGCGGCCGAGCCCGACGCCGGCCCCGAGGUGGAGGCGCUGCUCAGGCAAGGGGAGGCGCUGCGGGCCUUCCACGCCGCCCUGCGCGGCUCCCCGCCGGGCGCCCGGGGUGCGGCGGCCAAGGAACAGGCUCAGGGAACCAUGCUAAAAGUCCUCACCUCUUUUAAAAGCAGUGAAAUAGAAGAAGCGGUGAAUUCUUUAGACAGAAAUGGCGUUGACUUGUUAAUGAAGUACAUUUAUAAAGGAUUUGAAAAGCCAACAGAAAAUAGCAGUGCAAUAUUACUUCAGUGGCAUGAAAAGGCAUUAGCAGUAGGUGGACUUGGGUCCAUAGUAAGAGUUCUCACAGCAAGAAAGACUGUUUAAAGGACUAUUAACUUGAACCAAGACGAUGCUCAGUUUUGGACUCAGAAGGAAGGAAUCGGCUGAGAUGACACUGGUCCAUCUUUAUUAGAGAUUGCGAUCUACUGAAACACUACCGCGACCUCCUCUGGGAAUGCUUUCAACCCUGAAGGUGGGGGAAGAGUAAAGAUAUUCCUGCGUACUCCGACUAUCAAACACAGGAGCCAAGACAUUCUCCUGCUCCCUUUUUUGAAAGGCAGAGAGAAGGCACACUCCUGCCUCCUAUUACUGUAAGCAAACCGGUAUUUUCAGAUGCUGCUUUAUCGAAGUGUGGUGAUAAGGGAUCCUGUGUGCACUGCUUAUUUCAGAGGUAGCUGUGUCCCUGACAGCUUAGGGGAGAAGCACGUGUUAGAAUGGCCGCUUUGUACGUACAGUCGAAGGACUGCUUGGACCGGGGGGUUGGUUUCAUUGUAAAGUGCCUGCUGCACCAAUAAAGUUCUUGCAUCACA